Penicillium canescens is the source of this 1530-nucleotide messenger RNA. RefSeq lists its product as uncharacterized. Gene Ontology annotation, molecular function: transmembrane transporter activity. Bases 1 to 1530 code for a protein of 509 amino acids. The record is from RefSeq and is a predicted model, not a curated record. The transcript has a single exon. Gene Ontology annotation, biological process: transmembrane transport. NCBI's taxonomy places the organism in Eukaryota, Fungi, Ascomycota, Eurotiomycetes, Eurotiales, Aspergillaceae.
AUGGAGCCAGCGACGGAAGUCAGCAUAGCUGAAAAGUCAGCAGCUGGCUUAGCUGUCAACCUUAUCUCCAUCCCAGACGGCAUCUCCACUGGAACAAGCCAUCCAUCCAACCUGGUAACCUGGGAUGAUCCCAAUGACACCGAGAACCCGCAGAACUGGUCGCGGUCGACAAAGCUCCUCAGGUCCGCAGCACCCCUAGCCGUGAUCUUCUCAAUAGCCUUCGCAUCCAGCAUCUUCGGCUCCUCAUCAAGCAUAACAGCCAAAGAAUACGGCGUAUCGGAAGAAGUAAUGAGCCUCGGCGUAGCCCUCUUCGUCGCAGGCUUCGCCGUCGGCCCACUCAUCUUCGCGCCCAUGGCAGAAGUAGUAGGCAACGCACCUCCAAUGGCCAUCGCCCUAGCCGGCUGCGCCAUCUUCCAAAUCCCACUCGCCCUAGCUCAAGGCGUUGCCACAAUCCUCGUCAGCCGCUUCCUAGCAGGAACGUUCGGCGCCGGCGGGCUAGCAGUGGGAUCAGGCAUCCUGGCCGAUAUCUACGGCCCGAUCACACGAGGCGUGGCAGUCGGCAUGUCGGCUACCAUCAUGAACCUGGGCAGCAUCAUCGGCCCAAUCGUAGGCGCAUACAUAGUCGAGCGAUAUGGCUGGCGCUGGACAGCAUGGACAACACUCAUCCUCUGCAGCGCAGUCGGCAUAUUGUGCCUAAUCCUGCUACGCGAAUCAUCCCAUAACCGCAUCCUGAUGCGACGCGCCGCCCGUCUUCGCCACGAAACAGGCAAUGAAAAGCUGCGAGCGCAAGCCGAGAUGGCAUCUCUAGACCCGAAAGUCCUGCUGCGGAAGUACUGCACGAAACCAGUGCGGAUGUUCAUCCAGGAACCAAUCCUGAUCGUCAUGACCACCUACUUGACACUGGUAUAUGGAUCGCUAUACCUAUCCUACCAGCUAUUCCCACGGCAAUUCCAAGGCCGAGGCUGGAGCAAGCCCGCCGCCACGCUGCCAUUUAUAGCCGUUGGUCUAGGCGUACUUACGGCGCUGGGACUUUUCUCGACGUUCACGAUGACAUGGUAUAAACGGCGGUGGAUGGCUGCGCAGAAAGGCUCAGGUGAAUCUGAAUCUCUCACGCCUGCUCGUGUUGCUCCGGAGGGUAGACUGCCGCCUAUGGUGUUUGGGGCUGUUUUGCUGCCACCGGCUUUGUUGUGGUUUGGGUGGACGGAGGACACACAUUGGAUUGCACAGGUGAUUGCGUGCUAUGCGAUUGGGUUGGCGCUGCAGAUUAUCUUUAUUAGUGGUAUUGUGUAUAUCGUUGACGUGUACCCGCUCAACACUGUGUCUGCUAUUAGCAUUCAUGUUAUGGUGCGGAGUCUGGUGUCGGCUACGUUUCCACUGUUCGAGGGGCCGAUGUAUGAGACGCUGCAUAUAAACUGGUCCGCGACAUUGUUGGCUGGAUUGUCGGCUAUCAUCAUGGUGUCUCCGACCUUGUUGAUCAUUUUUGGGUCUCGCAUUCGAAGUUGGAGUCGGUUUUCUGUCGGGGAUAUAUAG